Molecule: messenger RNA, 664 nt
Organism: Labrus bergylta (ballan wrasse)
Lineage: Eukaryota; Metazoa; Chordata; Actinopteri; Labriformes; Labridae
Source: RefSeq, a predicted model, not a curated record
UGGGACGCCAUCACCGAAAUGGAUGAGCACAACCGGCCCAUCCAUACUUUCCAGGUUUGCAAUGUGAUGGAGCCCAACCAGAACAACUGGCUUCGUUCCAACUGGAUAUCUCGACAAGCAGCCCAGAAGAUCUAUGUGGAGCUUCGCUUCACCCUGCGAGACUGCAACUCCAUUCCUUGGGUGUCUGGCACCUGUAAGGAGACCUUUAACCUCUUCUACCAUGAGAUUGAUGAGGCUCAUGGUGUCAAAUUUAAGCCUGCCCAGUACACAAAGAUUGACACUAUUGCUGCAGAUGAGAGCUUCACCCAGAUGGAUCUGGGAGAUCGUAUCCUCAAGCUCAACACCGAGGUGCGAGAGGUGGGGCCCAUGACCAGGAAGGGCUUCUAUUUGGCAUUCCAGGACAUCGGUGCCUGCAUUGCCUUGGUUUCAGUGAGGGUUUACUAUAAGAAAUGUCCAUUCACAUUGAGGAACCUGGCCUCGUUUCCAGACACAGUUCCUCGUGUUGACUCUUCCUCAUUGGUAGAGGUAAGGGGGGCGUGUAUCGACCAUGCUGAAGAAAGAGACACACCAAAACUGUUCUGUGGAGCUGAUGGAGACUGGUUGGUUCCCCUGGGAAAAUGUGUCUGCAGCGUUGGAUAUGAGGAGAUUGAUGGAUCAUGUAGUG